GCGGAAGUUCUCGGUUUUUGUUGACAUGGCCGUAUGAACAGCUAGCAGUGCUAAUGUGUGUUGCAUAUUUGUGUUGUAUAGAAAAGGGUUUGUCACAUUAAGACGUUUAGGCGGACAGACCCCUGAGGCGUGUAGUCAUGGAAGUGCCUUGUUACUUGCCAAAACUGCUGUUUGAGCUUAACGAACAGCGUAAACGGGACUUCUUCUGUGACUGCAGCAUCCAUGUUGAAGGUCGGGUCUUCAAAGCCCAUCGUAAUGUGUUGUUUGCAGGCAGUGGCUACUUCCGAGCUCUUCUGGUUCACUAUCUCCAGGAUAGUGGCCAGCGGCACAGCACAGCCUCACUGGACAUUGUGACAGCUGAUGCCUUUUCUAUUAUCCUGGACUUCCUGUACUCUGGCCGCUUGGCUCUAAACAGAAGUAAUGUUAUUGAGGUGAUGUCAGCAGCCAGCUAUUUACAGAUGACGGAUCUGGUGAACUUCUGUAAGGGAUACAUCCGCUCAUCUUUGGAAAUAUGCAACAAAGAGUCAGAGCGGAACAUGGAGAGGGAGAACCAGGCAAAAGAUAAGGGUCCUGCAGACAGUGGUACACCUGCAGCUACUAACUCCAGUCGUGCUGGAGCUGCAGAGCUUCAUUCACAGGUUGCAGAGGCAGACAGAGGCUCAGGUUUGAGUUCACAGACUGAGAGGACCCCCUUGUCUGUUCCUGCAACCACCCCUCCAGGUACCAGUAGAGAUCUUGACAGUGACUACCAUUCCAGAGAAGAGUUUACAUCUGGGAAUGAAGGACAGAAGGGUCACAUAGACCAGACUAACCUGUCAUCAUCAUCAUCCUCUGCUUUGACCCCAGAAUUAGUAAAUCCUAAGACUGAGUAUGACCCUGAUGACCCUGAACUCAUAGAGUCCCCUGACUUGAAAGUUGUUGCCUCAUAUCCUGCCCCCCCUCUCCAUAAUCCUCAUAAUAGCAGGCUACUUCCACCAAGUCCCUCUCCCUCAAAUGAGCGCUCUCCAUUGGGAUACAGCCCUUCCUUUAACGCAAGGCAGCUGAUAGAAAUGCUGUCCAGAGGUGAAGGUCCCAGCCCAUUGGGGGACAAAGAUGGGCAACGCUUUACUCAAGGACUAGGAAGCAGCACAGGAGGAGGUAGAAUGGAUGAAGGUUUAGCAUUUGUGGGAUCGUCCAUCAUGGAGACACCGCCUGAUUGGCUAGGAGAGGACACAGGUGAUGGCUUGGUAGUGCCUGUCAAACUCCACAAGUGCCCGUUCUGUCCAUAUACGGCCAAGCAGAAAGGAAUCAUGAAACGACACAUCCGCUGCCAUACAGGAGAGCGGCCCUUUCCCUGCCCGAUGUGCGGCAAGAGGUUCACGAGGCAGGAACAUCUUCGCAGUCAUGCCCUCAGUGUUCACAGACACUACUGGCCUGUAUCCUGUAAAAGCUGCAGACGGACCUUCACCGGCGCCGGUGUGUCCCCAGGCCUCAGGCGCUUCGGCAUCUGCGAUAGCUGCAACUGCGUGACCACCACUCAUGACGAUUCCGUCCCCGUUCACCCCGUCAGCCAACCGGAGCCCAUGGAGCGCACGGACGGAGGCACAGAUUGGUCCAGUUUUAUGGAUGACGUAGAUGAAGUAGAAGUGGGCCGAGUGGAGGACUUAGUGGAGAAGCAGAUGCUUGACAGGCAGCUGGCUGUCUGCUCUGAUGUAGCUCAUACACUGUGAAUAUGUAGCCCUCUGUGCUCAGACAGGAAAACCAUUCCUUGAACUGCUCUAUUUUUAACUGUGACCAUUUGAUGUUAAAUUAUAACUUUAAUCGUACCAUAUUUAUUGAUCUAUUUUUUUGAAAAUAGGUUGCUUUUGUCUGUUGUGGACACCAUUCAUCAACAUCAUGACUUUCUAUUGUAGUAAUUUGAUUAUUUAUUGAUUUUUUUCUUUUCUUUUUUUUUUUUUACUCAUAAAUCUCCUUUAAUUUCAUUUGCAUAUUUCCUCACCCCUCUGAAUGUGCCGUACAUAGAGACUAGAAGUGCCAGAAAGUUCUGUUCUGUUUUGAUAAUACAUGUUUUGUAGGAUUUUGUAUCAUCUGACCGUGAAAUACUGAAGUUCAGAAAAAAAAAAAUCAUUAAUACAUUUGUAAGUAGAAAGGUGCCAUUGGGAUUAAGGAUGAAAUGUUGCUGGUAACAUUAAGUUUCCCCACAUUGGAAUAAAUAAAAUCAUAUCUGAACAU
This is a messenger RNA of Sphaeramia orbicularis (orbiculate cardinalfish), 2211 nucleotides long. RefSeq names its product zinc finger and BTB domain containing 8B (gene zbtb8b). The coding region runs from base 138 to 1709 and encodes 523 amino acids. The record is from RefSeq and is a predicted model, not a curated record. Gene Ontology annotation, biological process: regulation of transcription by RNA polymerase II. The transcript has 5 exons. Gene Ontology annotation, molecular function: RNA polymerase II cis-regulatory region sequence-specific DNA binding; DNA-binding transcription factor activity, RNA polymerase II-specific; protein binding. Lineage: Eukaryota; Metazoa; Chordata; Actinopteri; Kurtiformes; Apogonidae.